Messenger RNA from Brettanomyces bruxellensis, 774 nucleotides. RefSeq lists its product as uncharacterized. The transcript has a single exon. The record is from RefSeq and is a predicted model, not a curated record. NCBI's taxonomy places the organism in Eukaryota, Fungi, Ascomycota, Pichiomycetes, Pichiales, Pichiaceae. Bases 1 to 774 code for a protein of 257 amino acids.
AUGAGUCAGAGAGGUCUACAAAUAUUUUCAUCACUACCACCAGAGCUUCAGUUCCAAGUUUUGAAAAGAUGCGAUGUGGGAUCUCUAAAAUCGUUUAUGGCUAUAAACGAAAAUUAUAGAAUAUAUUGUGACAGUGCCAUAAGGGAAAAUCUCGAGUCUAUCUUCUCUAAUCACCAGUUUGAGCUCAGCGUCUUCACACCGCAACAGGAAAAUAUAAGGGCUGAACUAUAUAAGACCAAAUGCUGCACAGAAAUUGGAAGCCGAAAUAUCGGUAAGAAGUCGCAAGAAGUGUUACAAAAAUAUGAUAAAAAAGGGAAUGUGAGGUAUCAUGAUUCAUAUCUAUAUGGGCUACAGCUCACAGGAACACGUGACGUGUUGUCGGACAAAACAUUCAAGGCAGAAAAAGGGGAACAGAAAACAAAUACCAAUAAUCAGGUAGAAUCAGAGCAGCCUUUUAUACAUUUGGUAAUAUCUGAAGGUGUUAAGUACAUUCAGCUCCAUUUAAGUUUGUACGCCAGGUCUAUCGACGCAUCUACACCUGCUUUGGAAACGCACGGGACGAUCGUACUCGAUGAAGAAGACAAAAACCCGAAAGGGACAUUGUCGCUAAGCGGGGGAAAGUUCAAUGUGGAGUAUACACUCGAAAGUGAGGGCGAAAUACCACCAAGAAGUCCGUAUGACUAUGAUGUUGUGUAUGGAUACAAGCUCAAGCUUUCGGAAUUCCGCAUCGACAACAUGCAUCUAUUCGAGGGUAUCUCAUCUCUGCACCAAUAA